This is a messenger RNA of Aptenodytes forsteri (emperor penguin), 615 nucleotides long. RefSeq names its product insulin like growth factor binding protein 1 (gene IGFBP1). Gene Ontology annotation, biological process: regulation of insulin-like growth factor receptor signaling pathway. The record is from RefSeq and is a predicted model, not a curated record. Gene Ontology annotation, molecular function: insulin-like growth factor II binding; insulin-like growth factor I binding. Gene Ontology annotation, cellular component: extracellular region. Bases 1 to 615 code for a protein of 204 amino acids. The transcript is spliced from 5 exons. Lineage: Eukaryota; Metazoa; Chordata; Aves; Sphenisciformes; Spheniscidae.
AUGAGUAGCCUGCGGUCUCUGCUGCGCCGCUGCUGGCUGCCGUCCCUCCUGCUGCCGGCGCUCCUGGGCCCCCGCCUCGCCGCCGGGGUGGCCCUGCAGCCCAUGCACUGCGCCCCGUGCACCCAGGAGAAGCUCGCUCUCUGCCCGCCCGAAAACGCGCUCCGACCUGUGCGAGACUCUACCGAACCUGAGGAUAUGCCUUUGGAAAGCACUGAAAUGACACAGGAUCAGCUGCUGAACUAUCAGUUGAUGUUUCCCAUAGGCCAGGACAAAUCCAUCCCCUGGAAUGCCAUCACUGCAUAUGAAAACAUGAAAGCAAAGAGAGUAUCUGAACUCAAGAAAUGGAAAGAGCAGGGACCUUGUCAGAAGGAGCUCUACAGAGCCCUGUAUAAAUUGGCGAAGGCACAGCAGAGAAGCGGAGGGGAGAUUUACAAAUUCUACUUGCCCAACUGCAACAAGAAUGGACUUUACCACAGCAAACAGUGCGAAACAUCACUGGAUGGAGAGUAUGCUGGAUGCUGGUGUGUCUACCCCAAAAAUGGAAGAAGAAUUCCUGGAUCUCCAGAAAUGAAAGGAGACCCCGAAUGCCAACAGUAUCUCAACUCACAAGAAUAA